CUCGACCUUCACUUGAACACUGGACAACAUUCCUAUUUAUUUCCUUACCUUUCUCUCUUUCAUUAGUGAUAUUCAAAUCAAAUCUAAUAUACCAGCCAUGGCUAUCUACCAAUCUCCUAUUCCAGACCAAGUCAUCCCUCAGACCAAUGCUUAUUCCUUUGCUGUCUCCAACCCAAACAGCAUGAAGGAUUCGCAUCCAAUCCUUACAGAUGCUCUGACAAAGAGAGUCAUCACUUUCGGCGAGUGGAAGCGUGAUACCCGCCGUUGGGCCACUGGUCUCCAGUCUCUUGGCUUCAAGCGUGGCGAUGUCGUGGCACUCUUUUCAUUCAACCAAGUCGACUACUCCAUCACUAUGUUUGGCCCAAUCCUUCUUGGAGGUAUCGCCACCACUGUCAAUUCAGCCUACACUGCAGAUGAGCUGGCUUUCCAGCUCAAGGACUCAGAUGCGUCGGUCAUUGUCACACACCCUGAACUACUUCCUGUGGCUAUUGAGGGAGCCAAGAAGGUUGGCCUUCCCCUCAGUAAGGUCUUUUUGUACGGCAACAAAGAAGUCGAUGGCUUCAAACCUUAUAGUGCUACCUUCCCUCCAGAAAACAUAGCUGAGGACCUGUUGGCCCCUGUGGAGGAUCUGAACGGCCAGGCUGCUAUUGAAAGCAUUGCAGUGAUUUGCUACUCCAGUGGCACCACUGGUAAGAGCAAAGGCGUAGAAUUGACGCACUUUAACCUGAUUUCCAAUAUCAUGCAAAUCGCAUCGGUAGAGAGAGGUAUCGACAUGCUGAAAGUCACCGCCUUGGCAGUAGUACCGAUGUAUCACGUUUAUGGUAUUCAAUUCCACAUCAUACAUGGUGUCUAUAAUGGCGUCAAGACCGUUGUCCUUCAAAAGUUUAAUCCAGUUGACUUCCUGAAAGCUAUUCAGGAAUACAAGAUCGUGUCUCUCAACUUGGUACCACCUCAGAUUCUUAUGCUGGUGAAAGCACCUAUUGUCGAUCAGUAUGAUCUCUCAAGCCUCCGUUUUAUCACGUCUGGUGCUGCUCCUUGCUCGCGUGAAUUGAGCAUGACUCUCUUAAAGAAGUUCCCCAAAAUCCAGCUUCGCCAAGGGUAUGGGAUGUCAGAGUUGUCCUCUGUCUCGCACCUAGGACUAUAUAACAGGGCUAUUCAUGGCACCGUUGGACAUGUGUUACCUAAUCAAGAGAUUCGAUUGAUAGAUCCUGAGACGGGAAAAGAUGUCGGGGUAGGAGAGCGCGGAGAAAUUUGGGUACGUGGACCAAACGUCAUGAAGGGCUAUCGCAACAAUGUCAAAGCGACCAAGGACACAAUCGACUCUGAGGGAUGGCUACACACUGGAGAUAUUGCUACUGUGGAUAUGGAUGGGAACUUUUUCAUUGUAGACCGUCUGAAGGAGCUUAUCAAGUAUAAAGGGUUCCAGGUGGCGCCUGCAGAGCUGGAAGCUUUAUUGUUGGAUCAUCCGCUGAUUAUAGAUGCAGCAGUUAGUGGUAUCGAGAACAAGGAGCAAGCAACAGAAGUGCCUCUUGCAUUUGUAGUGAAAGCACCUGGUGAAGGCCAAGCCUUAACAGAAAAGGAUAUCCAAGACUAUGUGGCCUCGAACGUCGCAGCACAUAAGAAGCUGCGUGGCGGUGUCCGCUUUAUUGAGGUAAUCCCCAAGUCUGCAGCAGGCAAGAUCCUCCGGAGGGAACUUCGGGUGCUUUUGCAGGAGCCUAUCAUGGCUAAGCUUUGAAUGGAAUAUAGAAAGGGGUGGCAAGGAUGGUGAAGUUAUAACUAAAGAGCCUUG
Messenger RNA from Lobosporangium transversale, 1789 nucleotides. RefSeq lists its product as hypothetical. NCBI's taxonomy places the organism in Eukaryota, Fungi, Mortierellomycota, Mortierellomycetes, Mortierellales, Mortierellaceae. The coding region runs from base 98 to 1735 and encodes 545 amino acids. The record is from RefSeq and is a predicted model, not a curated record. Gene Ontology annotation, molecular function: CoA-ligase activity. The transcript is spliced from 4 exons.